This is a messenger RNA of Aedes aegypti (yellow fever mosquito), 5514 nucleotides long. RefSeq names its product sarcolemmal membrane-associated protein (gene Slmap). The coding region runs from base 1037 to 4045 and encodes 1002 amino acids. Gene Ontology annotation, molecular function: protein binding. The transcript has 11 exons. The record is from RefSeq and is a predicted model, not a curated record. Lineage: Eukaryota; Metazoa; Arthropoda; Insecta; Diptera; Culicidae.
AUCCAAGUAGAUCGCUUUGGAUGCAGUUGUGUGGCGACCAGCAAAGUGCAUAAAAGUAUAUUAGUGGAAUCAGCUUUUCCGAGUGCCGUUCAUAAUCUGUUCCUCUUCUGCGUGAUAGAAGAAGUUAUUGUCUUUUUGUUUUCGAUCCGACUCCGACUUUAUUCCGAGUUCAAGCCCCCAUCCCGAAGCUGAGGGCACCAUUAUCGUAGUAGGCAGUGGCAAGCGGAAGAAAAAGUGAAAAUUCUGUGCUCUUGGGUUUGUAACAAGUGGAUUUUUGCUUGGUAGUUCACAAAAGAAGUUUGAAGGACGAGGGAGUCUGAAGUGGAUUAGUUUUUUGAUGGCUGAAUUCAGGAGCGGAAUAUAUUUUCUGCUGUCGUAAUCGAUCGAGUUCAACUUUAGUGAAAUUCGUUCCUUUCGCGGUGGGAAGAAGAAACUGUGCGUAAUAUUUUCUGUACUAAUUUUGGUUCUCGACGAUUGCGAAACCAAAAAAAGCAUCUGGGAGCUGUCUGUCAAAGCAGGAGAAAGGGGAAAACGCUGCAGCCAAAUGGUGGAAACGUCUCAGUAGGUGACGACCACGAGCGGUUUCCAAGGUGUGAAUGAAGUGAAAUUUGUGCAUAUCGAAGAAAGAAGAGAAGUCUGUCAGACGAGUGAAAAGUGUUUUAUUCUGUGCGAAAAUUGGUGGUAGGAAGAAAAUCAUUCUAGCGACGGAGGAAUCCGAUUGAUAAGUGCAUCUUUCCGAAGUGCUGUACUAUGAUGAAUUACGAAAUUGCUCGUUUGUGAAUUUGAGCUGCUUGAGGCGCUUGGAUGAGUAGGAAAAAAAUAUUGCCUUGACGACGACGACGAAUCCGUCGCCUACUGUUUUGGAUGUCCGCCUUUUGCUUCUGUCAUCAUUGGAUGUAAACACCGGGAGAAGAGAGUUUGGCACCGUGAAGGAAACGGAUUACCAGUGUGUGGAAGGAAGUGUCGGAAGCCAAGUCGGACCAGAAGCAAUCCCCACAGCCCCCACCACCGAUCACAGCACUGAUCAGUUCAGGUCAUGGUGAUUAUAAAUAAUAGAUAUGAGUAUUUAUCCAUCCUGAAAGCGCCAGGAGUAAGAAUGCAAACUCCUGUAGUGAGCAACAACAACUCUUCGACGACGACAUUGACCCGUGAUUCGCUGGUACAGUCUCAACAACAGCAGCAGCAAAAUCAACAGUUGAACAACAAUAACAACAACAACUCACUGCUGAACAACAACAGCAUCAAUCUCAACAACAACAACAAUAACGGCAACGGAGUUAGCUUGAGUAACAACAAUAAUAACAACAACAACAACGGCUUGCCGGGGCUGGCAAAGGCGGUGCUCAUCUGCCGGCAGAAUUCACACCCCUUCAACAAUCGAACACUCUUUCUUGAGCCCCAUCAAGAGGUUAAAGUCGGGCGAUCCGUUGCGAGGAACCGCGUCUCCGAGAACAAUGCAAUUUUCGACUGUAAGGUCCUAUCUCGAAACCAUGCCGUGCUAUGGUACAGCGAUGGCAAAUUCUACAUCAAGGAUACCGGCAGUAGCAAUGGCACCUUCAUCAACAAUGUCCGACUCAGUCAGACGAGCACCGAGUCGGAACCGUACGAGGUCAGUUCGGGGGAUAUCGUGCAGUUCGGAGUUGACGUCAUGGAGAAUUCGCGCCGCGAGACGCAUGGUUGCAUAGUGGCCACACUAAAGCUGUUCCUGCCCGAUGGCCGCGAGACGAAAGCCAGCCAGUCGAUCGGAGUCGGUGGGGCCAGCACCAAGCUACCACCGGUGGACCUUUACCGGCUCAAUCAGUAUAUACAGGAGGCUAAUCAGCGGGAGCAGAUUCUGGAAACGAAAUUGACGAGUCUGCAGAAGAUGGUCGAAGCGACGAAACACAAUUCCGCGUUGGGAUGGCAGGCGAUGAUCGACGAAGAUCGGUUGCUCAGUCGAAUCGACAUGUUGGAGAAGAAACUACAGUACUUCCAGAAGGGCAUGACCGACGACAAACUGCGGGAAGAGGUCCUAAAACUUCAGGAUGAGAAAUAUCAGUAUCAAAACUCGGCCAAGGAUGCCUUGCGAAAGGUGCACCAGGAACGGUUGGACGCAACCCACAAGGUAGCCACGAUUGAGAAAGCUCUUUGCAGUAGCGAGGACGAGUGUUCGCUGCUACGGGAGCAGCUGAACAAAACGCAGCUGCAGUUGCAGGAAGUAACUGGCAGACUCGAUGCACUACAAAAUCAGUACGAUGAGCGAGUGGCGUCCAGCGAAGAACAGCUGAAGGUGAAAGAAUCUGAAAUAACGAACCUAGGUCACGAGAUCAAUAUGCUGCAGGAGAAGCUGAGUUUCUACGCGUUUUAUGCAUCUGAUGAAGAUGAGAAUCAACAGCAGCAGCAAGAAUACAACAACUCCGCUAUCUCUGAUUGGUUACUAAAAUCUGAUAUUAAGAAAAUGGAAGGAUCUGAAGAUAUUAUUAAGGCCAUUUGUAAUGAUGCAGAAACCGACAUCAAUGCAGACGAGAAGGAAGUGAACCUAGAGGAUAAUGCGAUGCAGUUACAAAAACGGAUUCUCACUCUGGAACGGAACAUUUCACUUAUGGUGGACGGCGAAAGCAAACCUGAGAAUGAAAAUAACGAGCCCCUCGACAACGCCAGUGUAACGUCUUCUUCAACUAUAAGCACAACGAUAGCCAACGACAACAGUGCUAUCGGUGAAAUGGCGGCUUCCGGUGGAGCAACCAGCAACGGCGAAGAGUGUGACGGCAACCAGAAUGUGAGCAGUAUAGGAGCCAGCAUUGGCGAUGCCCAACAAUCCAUACCGUCCGAGAGUGAAACGACGACAACGACCACUGCAACCUCGAACGCCGAUCAUCAGCAACAGCACCAGCAACUACAAAAACUAUCUGAUGAGGAACUCAAAUCGCCCUCGAAAAUGAACUGCGAGUUGAGCAAGAAAGUGCUGAGGCGCAACCUGAAACACGUGAAAAGUGAAUGCGCACUGCUUUUGCGGCAGAUUAGCAAAGCGAAGGAAGAUAAUCGGAAGUCUGAGGAAAGCAUGGUAGCCAAAGCUAAAUACGACGAAUUGGAGGCGGAGCUGAGAGUGCUCAAGCUGGAACUGGAUACUCGGCCCAAAUCCGAAGAGUUUGAAAAGAAGCAACAACUGUGCGAAAAUCUCACCGAAAGUCUCGCGUCGUUAAGAAUUGAGACAGAAGAGUUGCGAUCAUUGAACGAACGCUGUCAGGAUGAAAUAGACCGCAUGGAAAAGGAGCUCCUGAAGCAGAAGAACAUUGAAAAUGAUAAACUCAGUGCGAUGGCUGCUGCACAUCAGCAAGUUGAUUCGAUUCCAUCGGAAAUAACUCUGAGUGCAGAUGCAGAAACGUUGACAAAAGAUGACCACCAUGAUACUGCACAAGAAUCUACCAGGAAAAUCAUCGUAGAUGCCGAAACACAGACCGAUGUCGAGGAAAAGGCUAUGGUAAUAGACGAAGUGAUCGAUAACGACAUUUCAAUUUGUUCAAAUUUGGAUGAAUUGGAUGAAGACGAAGAGGAUGACGAUGAGAAAACAGAAACCAUUGAUACGACGGAAAUUUUCGUUAGUCAAAACGUGUUAUUGGACGACAGUAGAGUAUUUAACGACAGUAGCAGUCUUGGUUGGACUGGAUCAGUGACCAGCAAUAGCCAUAGUAGCAGUAAUCCUAGCAGUAAUAAUUUGAGUCUGACUGGUAAUGAGUUGGAAACUUCUAAGUUCUUGGAGAGCAUCGGUGAGCCAAAUGAAUCUGCUUCAGCACGGAUGGGUGACAGUUCGGUUCUGGACAAGAGUGGCGUUGAGCAUGAAUUGGAACUCAUAAACCAUCCGGAUGUGCAACGCGAAGAGGAACUGAUUGCAUUUAAGGAGAAGUAUACUCAUCUUACUCAGGAGAAUAUCCGGCUCAACCAGCAGCUGCAAAAGCUUAGUGACGAUUUUAGCCAUUUCAAGAGCAAAUCGUUCAUCAAUCUUUUAAUGUACAUAGCACCCGUCAUUGUUAUCGUUGGUUAUAUAAUGUUUAAUCGCGUAUCGUAAAUUGGUCCUCCCACUAGAAGUUUCAGUUUAAUUCAGUUGCAGAGGUUAGGAAAUUUUAUCAAUAUUUAUUCGGAUCCCAGCUAAAAGCAACAGUAAAAUUAUAAAUAAAUGAUUUUGCCUUCUCUAUCGUACUUUCAGUUCUUUUAGGAAAAAAUAAUGUUUUCGUUGUUCGAUCAUCCCUAUUUUGGCAGAUAGCUUUAAUAUAUAUUUUGUCUUUUGUUUUGUUCGUUUUGUGAUUCUGUCUGUAAUUAUAAUGCAUAUAUUUAUUAUCGAAAGAAAGAAAACAUUGUAACAAUUAUUAUAUAGGGCAAGAAACACAUAUAUAGGAGAGUUAUACAGGAAAGAACGAGGAAUAUUUUCUUUUCCUUUUCUGUGUGCAUGAAGUAAUUUAUUAAUCAACCAAUAUCAACAAACUAUUUGAAGCAACCACUGUCUUUAUAUAGGUAAACUACACUCAGAAACAAUUUCCCACAUACACCAAUUCAAUCCCAUUGCUAGCAGUAAACUUUUGGCAACAUAAAUUUUCUCCACGACAAAAUGAUCAGGAUAGCUUUUAUACACAGAAGAUGGAUUAACAUUGAAAGACGGUCUCUCCCUAUCUAGUGUGUAUUCAUUUGUAGCGGAAUACAGUGCUUCUAUUGUGCAACGGAAAGAACUAAAAUAUCAAGUCUUCAACAGAGCGAAAAUUAUUAUAAUCUCCCUCUUGAACUGUUGUGGCAAAGUCGAGCGAAGUUUUUCCAUGCUAAUAAUACUAUACCUUUGCUUUGACGCGUUAGACAAAUACGAACGGACAAAUUGAAUCUUAUUCUAAAACAAAUUAAUUUUAUCUUCAAAAACAGCUCAUUCAAGCUACUACUCGGACAUUCACACGUAAUAAUCUCGACUCGAAUAAUGUAACUAAAAAGCUAUGCCACGAAAUGACGAAACACGGUUCUAAAGUUGGCACCUAAACCGCGUAAUAACAAGAGAGUACAAAUAUUUGAAGGUGUAUAUAUCAAGAACCUUCUCAAAACUCGAAAAUCAUAAUGCGGAGACUAAUGGAAUACAUGACAGAUAAAGGACAAAUAAAACCUAAGAACGAUGUACGACAUGAAAGAUUUCUACGCGAAUUAUUUGUUGAUGCAUUAAACCCAUUGGAAAACUCUGUUUUGUCACUCACAAUAUGCCAAUGAAGGAAAAUAAAAUUGUUCGAAAAUCAGGUUGCCGAAUGAGUAUAAGGGAUAAAAGUAAUAAGUUGAUGCUUGAUGUGCUGCAAGAUAGCAAGAGAGUUAGGAUUAUAUCAAAAUGAUUCGACAAAAGAUAGGAAAGCUGAGGCGGUUUUCAUGAGAGCUGGAGCGCGCGCUUUUGGGUUAAUGAACGCAAAACUGUGUACAUUUAUAACAUUGUAAGAAAACAUAUGAUUAAAGAGCAGUGAUGCUUUGUGCGGGCGUCAUAUCUAAAUGCAAAUAAACAGAAAAUAUUAAAAUCUU